This is a messenger RNA of Lycium ferocissimum, 831 nucleotides long. Its product is annotated as (S)-N-methylcoclaurine 3'-hydroxylase isozyme 1-like. NCBI's taxonomy places the organism in Eukaryota, Viridiplantae, Streptophyta, Magnoliopsida, Solanales, Solanaceae. The record is from RefSeq and is a predicted model, not a curated record. Gene Ontology annotation, molecular function: oxidoreductase activity, acting on paired donors, with incorporation or reduction of molecular oxygen; iron ion binding; heme binding. The coding region runs from base 1 to 831 and encodes 276 amino acids. The transcript has 4 exons.
AUGGAAUUAUUUGCUGACAAAAGGGAAAAAGGAGUUCUUGAUAUGGUGGAUUUUUUGGUAUUUAAACAAGGGAUUGUGGUUAAGUUGGAAGAUGAGAGAGUUGCAAGUGAGAUGAAAGGGAAUAUUUGGAGGUUUAUGGAGUGUGGGACCACUCCAAUUUUAGCUGAUUUCUUUCCAAUUUUUGAUGGGAUUGAUAUUCAAGGUCAAAAGAAAAAGGCAAAGAGGUGUCUUGAUAAUUUGUUUAAAAUUUGGGAAGGGAUAAUAAAGGAGAGAAGAGAAGAACAUCAUUGCAAUGAAUCUGAUGUCAAGAAAUAUGGAGAUUUUUUGGAUUUAAUGCUUGCUAAUGGAUUUUCUGAUGAUCAAAUCAAUUACAUGCUUCUGGAAAUAUUUCCAGCAGGGACAGGGACUUUGACAUCCACAAUUGAGUGGGCAUUGGCUGAGCUUCUGAGGAACAAAGAUGUAAUGAAGAAAUUCUUUUCUGAACUUCAAAAUGGGAUAAACUCAAACCCCAUUAAAGAAUCAACAAUCUUUCAACUCUCUUAUCUAAAUGCUUGCAUUAAAGAAGUCUUAAGGCUGCAUCCACCAAUAGCAUUUUUACCUCACUAUGCAAGCCAAGAUUUUGAAUUCUUGCCAUUUGGUGCUGGAAGGAGAAUGUGCCCUGGAUUGAGCUUUGCUACAAAAGAAGUGCAUUUGAUUUUUGCUUGUUUGGUUUAUCACUUUGAGUGGUCUCUUCCAAAUAAUGGCGAUCCAUUGAUGCUUGACAUGAAUGAAAAAUAUGCUGUGCCAUUGCAGAGAGAAAAACUUCUGCUACUUGUUCCUACUAGGAAGUGA